Messenger RNA from Cotesia glomerata, 1470 nucleotides. RefSeq lists its product as uncharacterized. The record is from RefSeq and is a predicted model, not a curated record. NCBI's taxonomy places the organism in Eukaryota, Metazoa, Arthropoda, Insecta, Hymenoptera, Braconidae. The transcript is spliced from 4 exons. Bases 1 to 1239 code for a protein of 412 amino acids.
AUGGUUGUAGAUUCAGCUGAUGCAGAUGAACCUGCUGUUAAUAUGAUGCUUGUUACCCAAAAAUCCGCAGUAUUACUAUCUGGUUUAUCAGCAACAACAUCUAGUCAGACAUCAAAUGUUGUAUCUGACUUUGAAAAUCAGCUAAGUCAACAGUGUCAACCAAACAAAAUUGAUGUGAUGACACCCGAAUUAUGUGCAGCACUAGAUCGAGCAAAAGUAACAAAUAGGAAUACUACUUUUAUUUUAGCUGCUGCUUUUAAGAGUGUAGGAAUCGAUCUUUCUACUCUUAAUUUAAGCUACGGUACAAUUUAUCGAGCGCGCAUCAAACAUAGAUCAAACAUUGCGCAAGAUUUGAAAGAAGAAUUCCGUUCUGAUGAUCGUUAUGUUGUCCACUGGGACGGUAAAAUUUUGCCCGAUAUAGCUGAUUUACAGUCUGUUGACCGUUUAGCAGUUCUACUUUCUGUCUCUGGAGUUGAUCAGCUUCUUGGAGUCCCUAAAGCUGAUAUUGGAACUGCUUAUCAACAAGCUUUAGCUGUUAUUUCGACGUUGAAUCAAUGGAACAUUGCUCCUUACGUAAAAGCAAUGUGUUUCGAUACUGCAGCUGUCAACACAGGCGUUUAUAAAGGUACAUGUGUUCAAAUUGAAAAAGCAUUGGGAAGAAAAUUGGUGUGGCUUCCUUGUCGUCAUCAUGUAUUGGAAAUUGUUUUACGAGGAGUUUUUGAAGUUUUUUGGACCACUACAUCUGGUCCUAACGUUCCGAUUUUCCUUCGUUUUAAAAAAGGAUGGGAUGACAUUGAUCAAACCAAAUAUAAAAGUGGAAUAGAGGAUGAAACUGUAGCAAGCGCUUUAAAUGAAGAUAAGAUGAAAAUUAUUAAUUUCAUUAAUGAUUGCUUACAGAUGUCUCAGCCUCGAGAUGAUUACCGGGAGCUUUUGGUAUUAUCUUUAGUUUUUCUUGGUAGUUGUCCAACCGAUACGUACACUUUUAAGCGUCCUGGUGCUAUGCAUCAUGCGCGAUGGAUGUCACAAGCCAUCUAUAGUUUGAAAAUGUUUAUUUUUCGGGAUCAAUUUCAUCUUUCCCCUCGUGAAAUAAAAAGUUUACGUCAAGUGUGUAUCUUCGUAAUUUUAUUUUACAUUGAAGCUUGGUACACGGCAACAUCUGCUAUUCUGGCACCUCACAAAGAUCUAGAGUUGAUGAAAAAUUUGAUUUUAAAUAAAAAAAUUGACUCGGUGGUGUCAUAAGAAGCUUGCAGAAAAAUGAAGGAACAUUUGUGGUAUUUAAAUGACGAGUUGGCCACAAUCUCAUUAUUUGAUGACAAUGUUCCGAUCUAUAUUAAAAAGAAAAUGCUUUAUGCCAUUAACACUCGAGAGGGCUCUACAUUAAUGGAGCAGCGAUAUCAUGUAGAGGAUGUAAAUUUAAAAUCGUUAUUAGAUAACGAUUUAAGCGACUUUGUUUCGAAAAACUCAUUAGAG